AUGGUUUUGGAUUACGAGGCGCAGUCCAGGGCGGGUAAGCGUCAUCUUGAGAGUGUGCAGCGGGAUGUCGAGAAGCACAAGGACGAGGCGAGUGCGGCGAAGAAACGGUCUGCUGAUUCGGAGUCUAAGGUAAAAGGACUUCGCGACCAACUCAGCAUGGUGCAGAAGAAGAAUGAAGACCUGAUCGCCUCCAACGACCGUCGCUACCAGAGGCUACAAGAUUGUUACAGUAAGCUGAGGUUGCACGAGAAGCGGGAGGAGAAUGUGCAGCAAGCGGUUCAUGGAGCGAGGGUUGAGAUGGCGACCAAGUUUCGGGAGACUCUUACUCGGAUUCCGAGGCAGCUGGACGUCGUUGAGGAGGCUAGAGGGGAGAGUUUCGACAUGGCUCAGGCCGAAAGCAACUUACAACUUGUCCAGGAGGCUCAGAGUGACGACCCUCCGGACUUUGUGAAUGAGGAGGCAGAACUUGCAGCAGUGGUGGCUGGAUCGGCGGGAGCCCAUAAAAGGCUUACAGACGAGGUAGAGAACCUCAGGAAGAUUCUCAGUGCCCCACCGGUUGAGCUGGAUAACAGUGAGCACGUCGAGGUUGCUGCCGCGUUGCUGGGCGUGCGUAACUUCUCGGGGACCAACGGCGGAACCUCGGGAUUACAUGAUCUUCACUUUAUGAAGGCCGCGUCGGUCCCUAUCACCACGGAGCCGUCGCCUCCUGCACCAGAGGCACUUGCUAUUGUUGCUGCCGAUCCGACUGUGGUGACCGAGGUGGCUGUCCCUCUUUUAGGAGGAGGUGCACUUGAGGAUGGCGAGCCUGCUCGUGUUGACGCCAAGACGGUGGAGAAGGUGCUAGAGGAGGCGAUCGAGCGGGUAUCCGAGGAGGUGGCUGAGCAGUUAUCCGAGAGGGAGGCCGAGGUGCCCGAGCAGGUAGCCGCGGGAGGCGCAACGGAUGAGACUGCAGAGCACGACGGGAUGGAGGUCGAUGAGACCGUUUAG
Messenger RNA from Arabis nemorensis, 987 nucleotides. The record is from the annotation of a GenBank genome assembly. NCBI's taxonomy places the organism in Eukaryota, Viridiplantae, Streptophyta, Magnoliopsida, Brassicales, Brassicaceae.